AAAAAAUUCCCAUUUCCGCCGUAUUCCCAACCUGAUUCCCGGGAAAGGUUGGGAAUUCAUGGAGGAGCGGGAUGAUGAGGAGUGGGAUGAGGAGGAGGAGGAAGAGGAGCUGGAAGAGCUGCGAGCGCCUCAGGGGGGCAGGGUGAUCGUGCACCUGGACCUGGAUUGUUUCUACGCGCAGGUGGAAAUGUUGCGGAAUCCCGAUUUAAAAACCAAGCCUUUAGGAGUGCAGCAAAAAUCCCUGGUGGUCACCUGUAAUUACGAAGCCAGGAAAUUUGGGAUUAGGAAGCUGAUGGGAAUCCGGGAGGCCAAGGAAAAAUGCCCUCAGCUCGUCCUGGUGAAGGGAGAGGAUUUAACUCCUUACAGGGAAAUGUCCAAUAAAGUCACAGAAUUACUGGAAGAAUUUUGUCCCCUGGUGGAAAGGCUGGGCUUGGAUGAGAAUUUCGUGGAUAUCACAGAGCUGGUUGGGAAAAGGCUCCAACAACUGGAAUUCCAUCAUUCCCAAAUCCAAGCGUGUGGCCACAUCUACAACCAACAAAGGAUUAAUUUACAAGAUCCCCGCCACCUCCAACUCCUCCUGGGCUCCCAACUAGCUCAGGAAUUCCGACAUUCCCUAAAAACCCGCCUGGGCCUCACCUCUUGUGCCGGGGUGGCUCCCAAUAAAUUAUUGGCCAAAUUAAUCUCCGGCAUCUUCAAACCCGACCAACAAACUUUGCUUCUCCCAGAAAACCACCGGGAUUUCUUAUCCAGCUUGGAUCCCAUCCAGAAACUCCCAGGUGAGGGGUUUUAAAAUUCCUGGAAAAUUGUUUG
Molecule: messenger RNA, 810 nt
Organism: Myiozetetes cayanensis
Lineage: Eukaryota; Metazoa; Chordata; Aves; Passeriformes; Tyrannidae
Gene: POLI
Product: DNA polymerase iota
Exons: 5
Coding region: 59-790 (243 amino acids)
Biological process (GO): translesion synthesis
Molecular function (GO): DNA-directed DNA polymerase activity
Source: RefSeq, a predicted model, not a curated record